GUCUGUGUAUAUUGUAUACACCAUUCUUGGAGAUGUAUGUGUUUAUGUUGUUGGCAAGGAUGAGUAUGAUGAGCUUGCUUUGGCAGAAGUAAUCUUUGUAAUCACAUCAUCAAUGAAGGACAUUUGUGGAAAACCUCCAACUGAGCGCCUAUUCCUCGACAAAUAUGGAAAGAUAUGCCUGUGUCUUGAUGAAAUUGUUUGGAAGGGGAUGCUGGAGAACCCUGACAAGGACAGGAUUCGAAAGUUGAUAAGGCUAAAACCUCCUACUGAGGCAUGACCUGGAGACCUUUUGCUCUGUAUCUGUCAGGUCUAUGAAACCAGAUGGCCCAUUUCUUGGAUCAUCCUUCAUGUUCCCUAUCCGUUUCUCCAUCGUUGCUUUUUCUUUUAUUGUUUGUGUAUCAGCCAUGUUGUAUGCUGUUUUAUGGUUCUCCAAUGCAACAGUUGUCAAUGGGUUUUGUGAAAUAUUUAUUUAUUUAUUUUUGAUAUAUCAGAAUUCAAAAAGUUCCCCUAGGUGUUGGAAUCAAA
Elaeis guineensis (African oil palm) is the source of this 525-nucleotide messenger RNA. NCBI's taxonomy places the organism in Eukaryota, Viridiplantae, Streptophyta, Magnoliopsida, Arecales, Arecaceae. The record is from RefSeq and is a predicted model, not a curated record.